CUUAAUUUCCGCUGUUUUUUUCGCGUCACACAAAUGUCUUCCUAAAGUCCAAACUUUUUUUCAUUUUCUUCUUAAAUCUAUUUGCCGGAACUCGUGGGUAAUAUUUUUGCUUUGUGGGGUUGUGUUAAUUUCUCUGAAAAUCAAAGAAAAGUCUCUGUUUUUUCUUGGGUUUGAGUAAUCUUGAAAAGUUUUAGCUGAAAUUACUGUUAAUUUUAGCUUGUGGGUUUUGACUGUUGUCAGAAAAUCUCGCCGGAAUCAUCGGUUUCCGGUCAUCGGAAGCAUAAAAAUCAAAACUUUAUGUUAUGUUUUUCCAUAUAUAAUACAUAAAAUCCCGUUUUUAUCUCCCCUCUUCUCUUACCCUGUUUUUUUUUUUUUUUUUGUCUCUGUUUCAUUCUUUGGUGAGAGAGAAAGAGAGAAAAAGUUUCUGUUUUUUUUUCUUUUAUUUUUUUCUCAAUUUCUCUCUUUUUUGUGUUUUUCUUUUGUAUAAUUAAUGACAAUGGAAAAGGGUUCAAUGCAAUCAAAUCUUGAUUGUUUUCUUAAUUGUACAACCCCAUUAGUCCCAUCUCAGUUUCUAGCCAAGAGUGAGAUUAGAAACCUGAAUAAGCUAUGGCAUCCAUGGGAAAGGGAAAAGGUGGAAUAUUUCAAGUUGGCUGAUCUUUGGAAUUGUUUUGAUGAAUGGAGUGCUUAUGGGGCUGGAAUACCUAUUAGAUUGGAUACAGGGGAAACUUUGGUUCAAUAUUAUGUUCCUUAUCUUUCAGCAAUUCAAAUAUUUACCAGCACUUCACCUGCAAACUUUUUAAGGGAGGAGGCCGAAUCUGUUUGCGAGAUGAGGGAUUCUUUCAGCGAUUCGUUAAGUGAUGAGAGCGAGAAUGAAAAGCUAUCGAGGUGGGACGGAUGCUCCUCUGAGGAAGGUGUAGUUGAACAAGAUAGCUUAAGCAGAACGAAUGAUAGAUUGGGCUACCUAUAUUUUCAGUAUUUCGAGAGAUGUACUCCAUAUGGAAGAGUUCCUCUAAUGGAUAAGAUUAAUGGCUUUGCUGAAAGAUACCCUGGACUAAUGUCAUUGAGAAGUGUAGAUCUUUCGCCGGCUAGUUGGAUGGCAGUUGCUUGGUAUCCGAUAUAUCACAUUCCCAUGGGGAGAACCAUUAAGGACUUAUCGACGUGCUUUCUCACUUUCCACACCCUUUCUUCUUCUUUUCAAGAUAUGGACCUUGAAGAUGACAUGGAGAAUGGUAGUAGGAAAAGAAAGGAAGGGGAGAGCAUCUCUCUCCCACCUUUCGGUUUGGCCACUUACAAGAUGCAGGGUGACGUGUGGAUUUCUGAUAGAAACGGAAGGGACCAAGAAAGGCUGAUGUCACUUUUUAGCGUGGCUGAUUCUUGGCUAAAACAAUUGGGGGUUCAGCACCAUGACUUCAACUACAUGAGUAUUCGUCGUGGUUGAU
Molecule: messenger RNA, 1439 nt
Organism: Solanum verrucosum
Lineage: Eukaryota; Viridiplantae; Streptophyta; Magnoliopsida; Solanales; Solanaceae
Exons: 6
Coding region: 491-1438 (315 amino acids)
Source: RefSeq, a predicted model, not a curated record